Messenger RNA from Gaeumannomyces tritici R3-111a-1, 1379 nucleotides. RefSeq lists its product as hypothetical. The transcript has a single exon. The record is from RefSeq and is a predicted model, not a curated record. Lineage: Eukaryota; Fungi; Ascomycota; Sordariomycetes; Magnaporthales; Magnaporthaceae. The coding region runs from base 482 to 1135 and encodes 217 amino acids.
CCAGCAUAAGCAGGUGCGGUAUCAACGCUCGUGCCCUUCGUCACCUUCAGGCUCAUUAUUCCCGCCGGACUUUUCCCUUUAUUUAUUUCGCCCCCCAGAUCCUUCCUCUUCCGCUCAUUAACAACUCGCCAUCAUUCUCUCUAAUUCCAUCCCCUUUGAUUCUCCCGGCUUGAACCGGGCGGCGCCUUGUAUCCGUCCCGAACGGAACAACCCAUCUAGUAAUACUCUCGAAUUGCCUAUUUGGGACGUGCAAGCAAGCCGGCAACACCGCACCCAGGCAAACUCAACAGCACCAGCACGCCCCUUCAAGUCGGUAAAGCGAGGCUAUCAGAAGCAGAACAGAAAAGAGACGGCGGCAGACAAGAGGCAGAAUACGCGAAAAGAAGGUUGGGGGCCAAAGGGUCAGAUCCCCCCAAGUGCGCCCACCCGAUCUUUCCCCGGGGGCCACUUGUGCGAACCGAGACCCUCACGACGGGCACCCAUGUCAAGCCAAGCGCAGCCCGGCCCACCCAGCACGGGGCUCAGCACCGGCGGCAUAGUCGGCAUCACCAUCGUACUCGUGGUGGGCGUCGCGCUCGUGCUGGCGGGGCUUGUCUGGAUGCGGCGGAGGAAACAGCGCGGUCUGGCAGCGGCCGCUGGCGGACUCGAGGCGGCGAAACACCAGCAGCAGCAGCUCCCGCUUGUCGACGACAGCACUGGGAACCUGCCCGAGCUGGCCGGAGAUGGCGGCGGUGAUCGGGGGCCCAGAGAACUCCCAGCACCGGCGCCGCCGCCCAGCCUUGAUCACCGUCCACUUUUACCGCACCAGGACUCUCCCCAGGCGCCCCCGGGCCGGGGACACGGUACGCCAGACAGGCGACGGGAUGCUGGCGAUGAUGUGGACCGGGCAGCUCGGCCGCGAUCGGGUGCGGACGCAUCCCCGCCGCCGAGACCGCCAAAGGAGCCGCUACCGCCCCACAGCGGCAACGAGGAGGCAGCGGGGUCGCCGGUGCUGGUCUCGGGCCCGGUGGAGAUGCCGGCUGAGGACUGGCCCGGGCCAGCGGAGGCCAUCCCGCUGCCAGAGCAGAAGAGCAUGCCGCGCGAGUUGUCGGCUACUGGGGCGCAGCGGAGCGGCAGUCCGUUAGCGGCAACGUAGCCGUCCCUUGGCCAAGUCGGUAUGCGUGUACGUCGGUGUGCAUGAGGGAGGCUUGACGCACCAAUUUGUUAGCACUUUGUUACUGUUAUAUCAGCUUGCCCUUGCCCCCUUUUCCAGGGAAGUACCUGCUAGACCUAGAUUCAUCCUAGUGCAACACAAAGCCAAAUGGAUGGCCUAGAUGUAGCAAAAUUAUUUUAUUUAUGCCCAAAGAAGCAACCUAUAUGCAGAACCUCCUCACAGCUUG